This is a messenger RNA of Coccidioides posadasii C735 delta SOWgp, 1634 nucleotides long. RefSeq lists its product as uncharacterized. Gene Ontology annotation, cellular component: nucleus; spliceosomal complex. The record is from RefSeq and is a predicted model, not a curated record. Lineage: Eukaryota; Fungi; Ascomycota; Eurotiomycetes; Onygenales; Onygenaceae. Gene Ontology annotation, biological process: mRNA splicing, via spliceosome. Gene Ontology annotation, molecular function: zinc ion binding; RNA binding.
AUGCGUGUGGAAGAUCAAAGAUUCAUUCACGAGGAUCUUGAGAGACUUGAGCAAGGCAUCAGCGACAGAAUAUCAGAAGAACCCCGGAAUAUACGGGAGCGCUUGAUUAGAGACCAUCAGAUCGCCGGAUUCCUCGAUCGGAUACAAGGACAAUCACAGCGGCUUCUUGAUAUUUAUAACGAUGCCGACGGCCUUCGCGCAAAGGAGGUCCAGGCCAUAUCUGCCGGUGACCCGUUCGAAGAAUUCUAUAAGCGUUUGGAGGACAUAAAAGAUUUUCAUCGACGAUAUCCUAAUGAACCCGUUGAGAAUUUGGAGCGAGCCUACAAAAGACGACACCCUGCGGAAGGUGACCCGUUGGCAUCGGAGAUUGAGCACAUGUUCACGGGGGAGGAGUCGUACGGCCAAUUUUUCGACCUAACCAUGCUCCAUGAGGAAUAUCUAAAUCUUCCUGGAGCUAAAAGACUGACGUAUCUCCAAUAUCUCGACCAGCUUGACCAGUUUACCCAACCACAGCUGCCGAUCAAGCGAGAAAGCAAAUUAACGGACAAGUAUUUCAAAUACGUGGGGAAUCUCGCUAGCUACUUAGAGAACUUCAUAAAACGAACCAAGCCGCUAGAACCGCUCGACCAGCUUUUCGCCGAUUUUGAUAAGGAGUUCGAGAAACUCUGGGAAGCCAACCAGGUACUUGGUUGGGAAGAGUCAACUGCGACGUCGUCUGCUCCAAAAACUGAAGGGAUGGGUGAAGGUAUUUGGUGUGCCGAUUGCGAAAAGGAAUUCAAGAAUAAAAAUGUCUACAAAAAUCACCUCACGGGGAAGAAACAUAUUCGGGCUGCAGAGGCGCGAAAGGCAAAUGGCGCCACUAAUGACGAAAGCGCACGACCCAAUGGUGUGGGAGCCGCCGUUACUCGUUUGAAGGAGAAGGCGAUCGCUGAACGUGAGUAUCGGGUUCAGGCGCUUGCAAAGUCCCUGCAAGAUGAAAGACAAGCAACCCGCGUCAACGUCGAGCGCAAACAGGGAAUGACCGAACGAGAGCGGCAGAUGGAGCUGGAGGCGCUCAUGGCCGAUACUGGCGACGUGGGCGUGCUUCGACGUGAUGAAGAGUCUGAGAGUGAUAGCGAAGAAAAGAUAUACAACCCUCUGAAGCUACCUUUAGCCUGGGACGGAAAGCCCAUACCAUACUGGCUCUACAAGCUUCAUGGUCUAGGGGUGGAGCUGCCUUGUGAAAUAUGUGGUAAUUUCGUUUACAUGGGCCGGCGCGCUUUCGACAAACACUUUUCCGAGGCUAGACAUAUAUAUGGCCUAAGAUGCCUUGGAAUCACGCAACAAACCAGCUUGUUCAGAGAGAUCACCAAGAUCGAAGAUGCCUUACGCCUCUGGGAAAAGCUCGAACGGGACCGAAAGAAGGAGAAAGAUUCCAGAGACAACGUGGUUCAAAUGGAGGAUGCCGAAGGAAAUGUUAUGCCGGAACGUAUCUAUUAUGAUUUACAAAAGCAGGGUAUCUUGUAAAUGGUUACAGGCUCAGCUAGAUUUUCUGGGGCGGAUUGGGUGCCGGGCGCUGGGGACCAUUUAGAGGUUCAGGCGUUAGUUAACUUCUCUAUUUGAUCUCCAAGUUUAUAAAACAUCAUUGCUUCUGC